Molecule: messenger RNA, 474 nt
Organism: Callorhinchus milii (elephant shark)
Lineage: Eukaryota; Metazoa; Chordata; Chondrichthyes; Chimaeriformes; Callorhinchidae
Gene: stx5a
Product: syntaxin 5A
Exons: 5
Biological process (GO): vesicle-mediated transport
Cellular component (GO): membrane
Source: RefSeq, a predicted model, not a curated record
AAUGGCCUGCAAGUUAACAAGCCUCACCUGAACGCAGUCCGACAGCGGAGCGAGUUCACAGUCAUGGCAAAACGCAUCGGUAAAGACCUGAGCAACACAUUCUCCAAGCUGGAAAAGCUAACGAUACUGGCCAAGAGGAAAUCGUUGUUUGACGACAAGGCGAUUGAAAUAGAAGAACUUACUUACAUCAUCAAGCAGGAUAUCAACAGUCUAAACAAGCAGAUCGCACAGCUGCAGGAGUUUGUGAGAGCCAAAGGUAGCCAGAAUGGCCGACACGUGCAGACACAUUCCAAUACCAUCGUGGUCUCACUCCAGAGACCAGCCUCUCGAAGGCACCCACCUGUCGGCUCUGCAUGGAUUUGCAGGCAGCAAAGAACUCUUGCGUGCGGUCUCGGCACGACAUGGUGUCGUCCGGGAUGGCGAGCGGCGCCGGCCUGGAGGAGACGGAGAUGGGAGGAAGGGAGCUGGCGGUGA